Molecule: messenger RNA, 831 nt
Organism: Penicilliopsis zonata CBS 506.65
Lineage: Eukaryota; Fungi; Ascomycota; Eurotiomycetes; Eurotiales; Aspergillaceae
Exons: 2
Coding region: 184-615 (143 amino acids)
Source: RefSeq, a predicted model, not a curated record
GCGGCUCCAUUUUCACCCUGUAGGGCAGAGGGAGAGUCACAGGAGGGGAAGAAUAUAAAUAAUAUCUGCUUCACUUUCUUCAGUCAUAGCUACUACACUGUACACUACUACACUACACUACUACAAUACUAUACUACUACCUAACUACUACACUACCCACUUCUGCACUACUACCGCUCUCAAAUGAAGCAUACUCGUGACUCUGUGGAUUCCCCCCCCGAGCGCUUUCUCUCCCACACCUCCACCUCCUCUACGCUCUCUUCCCAGGAAGAUUCAAGCCGCACCCACAAUAAAUCCUCGAGACCUCUAUCAUUCUUCCGCUCACGACCCAACCUCGCGGCCAAAACCAUUCACUCAUCAGCUGACGAUUCCUCCCGCGUCGCAGCCUCCACCACGAUGAUAUCCGAUUCACCCACCAGCCCGCAACGGCCGGCACUGGGCCCCAACAAGCGCGAUACCACCCACAGACGGAACGCAGACGACUGGCGUCGCUACAGCGGGACUGUGCAGCACUGUGGCCGGCACUCGAAUGACUGGCUCUUUGGCGGGUUCAGUCUGCGCGACACCGUGCGUGAUGGCGUAGACAAGCUCCGUCAUCACCAUCAAGCUAGCUGAGCCUGCUAGUCUAGGACUGAACGACAGAUGGCUCUGCGGUUGACAGUGUUUCUCGAUGUCGAGGAAACUACCUGUCUCACUGCUUGCGUCAGAUCAACUGGACUUGUCGCGGACAUGCGCUCGGAGACCAAUGAUCGUCGAAUUCUCCGUUCAUACCUGUUGAUCUGCCUGAAUGCAACGCUGCGGCUAGCCGUUCGGCUUCUAAAGCGCUUGAAU